Messenger RNA from Perkinsus marinus ATCC 50983, 2709 nucleotides. RefSeq lists its product as hypothetical. Lineage: Eukaryota; Perkinsozoa; Perkinsida; Perkinsidae. Gene Ontology annotation, molecular function: RNA binding. The record is from RefSeq and is a predicted model, not a curated record. Bases 1 to 2709 code for a protein of 902 amino acids. The transcript is spliced from 24 exons.
AUGUCUCCUAGUCCUGCCCAGCAGACUUCGAGUAUGACAGCUACUACUACUACGUCCAACAACAACAGGGUUAUGCCUCGUGCCCCCUCGAGUAGCCCGUGGUCCGCUGCUGCUGGUGGAGGAGGGGCCUGGGGAUCGGACACUAUGUCUGCUCAACAGCUGAUGGCUGUGGGAGCUGAUAUCAGUGGGGAGAAUCUAGCAAAACUAAUGGCGUUUGAGAAGAACAAGGAUGAGAAGAGCGCUCGUGGUAUGUUGGUCGCUCUUUCGGACCCCGACCUCGCUGAACUGAAGAUGCGUGCUGUGAACUCCUUGGAGUCUGUGGUGAAAGACACAUCUCAGGUUCAUGCACGUAUGAUGAAGUUGGAAAGCAGCAUCAAGGCUCUGGCGGCUGAGGCUAAGUCCCAACAAAAGGAGCAUGAACAAUCUGCUGCUCGGGCUACCACGGCUAAGUCGACUACUGCUGCUGCUGCUGGACACAGCAGUAAGAGAAGUGCUAGUCGCUCUAUCGGCCCUAGUAUCGGUAGCAAGUUGAAGGACUUGCAGUUGGAAUUCUCCAAGUUGGGAAAGAAAAAAGCUGACUGCAUUGCUCACACUAAAGCUCUCGAGAUUGCCAAGGUUACUGUUGAGGAAGAGUUGGAUUGUCGGGAUACGUGUGCGUCAUUGAAACUGCCCCGUGGUCGUUAUGAGGAGAUGAGGCUAGUCAUUCCGGCGGAAAAAGUGCAGCGUUCUCGAGGACGUAACGGUGCGAACUUUCGUCGUCUAGCGAACCAGUUUGGAGUGUUGGUGGACGAAGUAGAGCAGCAGCCUCAGCAGCAGUACUCUCAGAGCGAUGCUACUGGUGGGAGUGGUGAUGAGGGAGGGCCGCUCAUAGUGAAGAUAAGAGGAGAGAAGAAGAGGGUAGCUGAUUGCUAUGCUGAGCUCAAGCAUGAAGUUUGUGAAGAGAUUCGGUACUACCGUGAUUUGGACAAUACCCAGCUGCAAGCUAUGGCCUUCUUCGCUAAGUACAUCGAGAAAGAGAUAGAGGAGCGGUAUGAAUGGGUUAGUUGUCGACUAGUAGUGAUGUUCAAGGAAAAGCAGGUUUUGAUGAAGCUAGCUGAUAUGGGCUCUGAUGAUAAGCAAAAGGCUUCUAGUGGAAGAACGGACUCAAAAUUGCGUAACGUGUUUGAUAGAGUGAAGAGAGCCAUCGCAGAUCGGCUGAACGGUUAUUCCACUGUCGAGCUCACAGCUAGAAACCAGGCUAGUGUCAUUAUCGGUAGAGGCGGGCAGAACAUCGAGAAGCUCAGGGUGGAGACUGGUUGUUUCCUAUACAUUGAGAAUCCCUCUGGAGUGUCGACUCGACAGUCCUCUCCAAGCGGUGAAAGUGGUGAUGCUAUGAAUGAGGCACAAUACGGGUCGUUGAGGAUUAUUGGGAAGAAGAAAGAUCUGAGUGCCGCUAAGGAUAUCGUGAUGAAGUUCGUAGAGUCCCAGAAGAGGUCAACCCUUGUGUGGCGUCUUGAUGAGGAGGUUGACGCAGAAGACCUUAUUGAGUGCAUAUGGGACAGAAGAACGGUGAAGCGUGAUCCUGCUGCUUCCUUCGGCAAUGUAGUCCGUGCGCCAUGCCAGUAUGGUCUUACGGGUUACCGUCGGCGUCUAAGGGAUGCAGGGUUAAUGUUGAGGGUUGAACUUGAUGAUGGUAGAUUUGGUAGUAGCCGGCGUCAAGCUAUGCAUACUGGGGAUCCAUCGAAAGAUGCUGCGGCGAGUGGUCAUGUUGAGUUGAUUUUUGAGUGUUAUCCUGGAGAACUCGAAGGAGCUAAGAAAGUGAUGUAUAGCAUGAUGGAGGAAUGGAGGGAACAUAACUUCCGGUGCACUAUAUCGCUACGUUCGGAUCACUCGAAGCAGCUGUUGAAUCUUGGUCGGGGAGGACAGGGGCUGCAGAAGUUCCGCAGUUUCGCUAGGGAUAAAGGUGUGGAGAUUAGUAUCAGACGAGGUAACCCCGAGCACGUGCCAAGCUUAGAUGCUACUGACGAAGAGGUCGAUGAUGAUGAGGAGGAGAGUGGAUCUUGUCCCACCAUGGUCCUCUCGGGAGUAGAGGCUAGUGUGCUGGAGGUUGAACAGAACUGGAUCGACAGGUUGGAGAAGUUCAAGAGAGAGAACAAGACUUCCGAGUUGACGCUCUCGAUUGAGCAUUUGUUUGCCUUUGGGUUAACCGGUGUAACGCCAUCAUCACCGUCGACUUUGGAAGAUACUCCUACCAAGGAUUCUGAGGACAGGUACGAGACACUGUUGGUGAACUGUAGUCCUAAAUCGGUAGAGGACGCAACUAGGAGGCUCUUCAAGCAUGUCAGGUCGAGUCCUGGACCGGAAGAUGGGGAGAAUGGUCCGCUGUCGAAUACGGGUAGUGUCGACUUCACUAAGGAUGCUUAUGGGACUGUAACUCUGCACUUGCGGGGCACGGAGCAGUUCUUGGGCCGAAUGAAGGAUGCUGUGUCCCGCUUGUUGGACUCGUUCACAGCAAAGAAUGUUGUGAUGGGUAUCCCGGACACGGCAUUGACAACAUUGAGUGAGGAAGUAGUGGAACAGUUGCAUAACAGGUAUGAUGUUGAAGUUAGGGUUGUGAAGAACUCCUAUGAGGGUGAUUACGGUCACUAUCUGUUGGUAACGGGCGAGUCGAAGGAAACGGACAUUGGCAACUGUCACGAUGAGAUCAUUCGCAUCAUCAAUAAGCAGUAA